Messenger RNA from Drosophila persimilis, 1353 nucleotides. RefSeq lists its product as uncharacterized. The transcript is spliced from 2 exons. The record is from RefSeq and is a predicted model, not a curated record. Gene Ontology annotation, molecular function: protein binding. The coding region runs from base 8 to 1162 and encodes 384 amino acids. Lineage: Eukaryota; Metazoa; Arthropoda; Insecta; Diptera; Drosophilidae.
CUACAAAAUGCUACUAAACUUACCUCUGGAGAUCGUUGACAAACUGUUCGGUUACCUGGACGAGAAGGACCAACUGAAUUUUGCCGACUCACACCAAAAACUUGGAAGCGCACUUCUCUUCCAUGCUUGCGGACGAUACGCAGAACUUGACUGUUCCAAAUUCACAGACGACGAACUGAAAGUCAUUCUGGCAACGUGUGGAUACUCUGUAGUCAAAAUUAACAUUGAUCUCCUUGUUGGGACGUCAGUUAUAGAACUUGUGCCAAAGUAUUGCUCUCAAUUGGCACGCGCUCAAUUGUGUGUAUCAAAUGGGAAUAUCACCGCAAUCAAAUCCAUUUUAAGCAUUAAAGACCUCGAAUUCAUUCAGAUUUGGAGUCCGGGACAUGUGGAAUCGGAUAUUCUUCUUGACAUUAAUACAGGCUGCAAAAGAUUGGAAAUAUUCUGUAUUUCGAAUUCUGGGGUCAACCACUUACAGAGAUUGGAAAACCUGGAAUAUUUGACGAUUUAUUCGGACAGUAGCGCAAGCGUAAACCAUAUUCUUGAAGAAUGCGUUCAUCUGAAGAAACUUAAGACUUUAUGUGUAAUAACAGCAGAGGACAACACGACAUGUUCAGUGGAUCAUUAUCAUGAUUUAGUGUAUCCUCAAGUGGAAAGCCUUACAUUUAUGUUCUGCGGAUUAUGUGCAGUCUUGCCAUCAUGUCCGAAGCUCCGCUCGCUGACCCUGUUUUGCAACGAAUGUCGUAACGUUAGCAUUGGACAAAUCAUCGCAAAAUAUGCACUCACAUUGGAACGUCUGACAGUACAGUUAGAGGGGCCGCAAAUCAACGGAUUUCCUGCAGAGGUUUUUCUGGAAGUUCUUGGAGAAUGCAAAAACUUGCAGUCUAUUUCCAUGGGGACCAUUAAUGUCAUAACGGAUGUGUUAAACGGACAUCUAGACGCCCUCAUGAACAUUUUAAUGGCGAAUGGUUUCAAUGUACACCGUCGUUUUUUAGUGACUACCGGGUCCUCGAUUGCCCAUGAACAGAUGCUGAAAUUGGUGAUUGUUUGGAUCAGAGAUGAGACAAGAGACAUGAGAGAUAAAAGUGAACACUUUCUAUUGCAGGAGACUGAUUACAUAAGCUCCGAAAUAUGGAAUUUACUUAGUUUCCAACUGAAUAAUUAGAUAUAUUCUUGAUUCCUUCGGAUGGAGCCUCCUUAGUUGAUUCCAAAUUCAAAGAAAAAACAUGCUAACAAAAUGAUCUCAAGCUCUUCAAAUGUUCCCAGACCCCCAAAAACUACCAGUCUACCAAUGUACGAGUCUGUGUCGAUCGAUUCCAAACAAAAGCAACAAACGUUGAGCAUCAACAGAAAAUA